UGAACGGGAGAGAGAGCGAGGAUGUUGUCACUGCAGGAUGCUCAGAGGAAGCUGCACCAGUCGGAGAGGGCAUACCAUGCGAUGAGGCUUCAAGUCUCGCAGAAGCAGCAGAAAGAGGCCCGGCGUGAGGCUCGGCGAAAGGAGAAGGUUCGUAGAGAGACGGCGAUGGCGGCCGAGCUGCUUGAGCGCGAGGAGCGUGAGGAAGAGCGCAGAGUCGAGCUCGCCAUUCGGAGACAGAGGCAGUUUCAGAAGCAGCUGCGAGCGCGAGAGCUGGAGGAGGAGCACCUGCAUCGUUACCAGGAGGAGGCCCGCGACCGCAACCUGCUCCACUACGAGCUCGACGUCAAUGGCCUGACAAAGCUCCGCCACACCACAUCCAAGCUCUGCCGCGUCGAGGAGAAGCGCCGCAUGCUCGCCCUCGAGGCCACCGCCGAGGAGGAGGUCCGCAAGCUCGCCAAGAUCCGGGAGCGCCAGGACAAGCGCGCCGCCGUCUUCCGGCGCCGCCACGAGACCAUCGAGGCCCGCCGCGCCCGCACCAUCCGCUACGAGGAGGCUAAGCGCCGCAACUGGGAGGCCAACAUGGAGCGCCAGAAGCGCGCGUGGGAGCGCAAGAAGGCUGCCCUGGAGAAGAAACUCGACCGCAAGGAGCGCCGCAUCGAGUCGGAGCGCGCCGCUCGCAAGAUCGUCGCCGAGGAGCGCGCCCAGCGUGCCGCCGCCCGUGACGCCGAGAUCAAGCGCGUACGCAAGCAGUACGAUCGCAUCCGCCACGCCGAGAUGGAGCGCAUUCUUGACACCAUCCCCACAAACCUCGAGCGCCGCGGCUUGCGCGCUCGUCCCGGCACCGCACCUGCCGGCCGUCGGCGCCGUCAGCAUGGCUGAAACUAAACCGAACCGCCCCUCCA
Thecamonas trahens ATCC 50062 is the source of this 902-nucleotide messenger RNA. RefSeq lists its product as uncharacterized. Bases 22 to 879 code for a protein of 285 amino acids. The record is from RefSeq and is a predicted model, not a curated record. NCBI's taxonomy places the organism in Eukaryota, Apusomonadida, Apusomonadidae. The transcript is spliced from 2 exons.